Molecule: messenger RNA, 1257 nt
Organism: Arachis stenosperma
Lineage: Eukaryota; Viridiplantae; Streptophyta; Magnoliopsida; Fabales; Fabaceae
Exons: 6
Coding region: 90-1085 (331 amino acids)
Source: RefSeq, a predicted model, not a curated record
UCCUCUGUUUGAAGUGAAACUGAAUCACCACCAACACAAAAAACGUUUCAUCUUUUGUUCAUAGAAGAGGUUUUUUUUCUUCUGUUGCCAUGGCCAUGGAAGCUGCUGAGGCUUCAACCACACCACAGUUGGCGCUCGCUGAUACUGACAUCAACUGGCACAGGCUGGACAAGACCAAGUUCCAUGUAAUUGGUGCCAUUCUCUUCACUGCUCAAUCAGCUUUGCUUCAUCCAACAGCAGUGGUUAAGACAAGAAUGCAAGUAGCUGGUUCUGGACUCUCUCAAAUGCGCGGAAUGUCGGUGUUCACUCAUAUUCUAAGGAGUGAUGGUGUUCCCGGAAUCUUUAGAGGUUUUGGCACUUCUGCUAUUGGAUCAAUGCCUGGGAGGGUCCUAGCUUUGACGUCUCUAGAGAUGUCGAAAGACAUUAUGAUGAAAUACACACAAGGUAGUGAUAUACCAGAAGCUUCAAGAAUCGGCCUUGCGAAUGGUGUGGCUGGCAUGUUUUCCAAUCUGGUGUCUUGUGUAUACUUCGUGCCUUUGGAUGUGAUCUGCCAGAGGUUAAUGGUACAAGGUCUUCCAGGAACGGCUCCUUGUCGAGGACCAUUUGAUGUUAUACGUAAAGUUUUCAAGGCUGAGGGUUUCCGAGGCUUGUAUAGAGGUUUUGGAUUAACAGCUAUAACUCAGUCACCGGCAUCUGCACUAUGGUGGGGUUCAUAUGGCGCGGCACAACACAUAAUUUGGAGGAGUUUGGGCUUCAAAGAUGAUGCAGAGAACAAACCUUCACAUUUUCAAAUGGUGACGGUUCAAGCUACAGCAGGGAUGGUGGCCGGUGCGUGUUCCUCGGUUAUCACUACUCCAAUAGAUACAGUAAAAACACGCCUUCAGGUUAUGGACAACUACGGUUCUGGAAGACCAUCAGUACUGAAGACAACAAAGACACUCCUUAAAGAAGAUGGCUGGUGGGGAUUUUACCGGGGGUUUGGACCUCGAUUUCUAAACAUGUCACUUUAUGGAACAACAAUGAUCGUUACUUAUGAACUGAUAAAGAGAUUGUCAGUACAACCGAGUUUGAGGUCUGUAGCUUAAACUGCAAGCGCGCUAUAAGACCUGGGACAAGGAUUCAACACUUAAUUUUAGCAUGCCUAGCUUGUGUAUAGGAACAGCAAAUUGGUGAAUUCCGUCAAGCUCAAGCAUUAAUGAAGCAGCAAUUUUGAAGGAAAAAGGCUUGCUUGUAGCCAGAGCUUCUCGCCGAGCAAUU